UGGGCUGGUUGGAGGAAUAUCUAUCUUCACUGCCACUGGCACUUGGGUGCCCAUUUUCUAUGAACAUGGAGGGUAAUUUGGUCCACCGGGAAUCCACCAUACGUUCUCACCGGAAGAGGGAGGCCUCAAUGAUUAUUAAUUAAAAGAAAAAGAAAAGAAGGGGAAAAAAACGAAGAGACGCCUUCGCUAGGGCGAAAGAAGAGAAGAUAGAGAACAGAGGGAGGGAGGGAGGGAGCAUAGAGGGAAGCUUAUUAUUCAUAUCAGUUCCUGUCGUCACCGUCCUCAUUUUGUGGAAACCCUCAUCCCAUGGCGGAAUCCGGAAGCGGCGUCUCUGGGAAUCCAUCGUGGAGCAGCUCCAACCGUUGAUCUCCUCGUGAUCUCCGUCGGAUCGUUGAUGCCGGUGGGCUUCUGUGUCGAUCUCGCUGGAAUUCUUGUCGGAAGAUGAACUGGAAUGGAGCAGAGGAUGCCGGGCUGCCGGCGGCGUCACUGCCGCCGCCGCCUCCCUUGGAGUGGAAAUUCUCGCAGGUCUUCGGUGAGCGGACGGCUGGAGAGGAGGUCCAAGAAGUUGACAUUAUCUCAGCAAUAGAAUUUGAUAAAUCUGGAGACCAUCUUGCUACUGGAGAUCGAGGAGGACGUGUGGUUCUAUUUGAAAGGGCAGAUGUUAGGGAUCGUGGAUCUCGAAGGGAUCUAGAGAGGCAAGAUUAUUCAAUUAGCAGGCACCCUGAGUUCCGCUACAAAACUGAAUUUCAAAGCCAUGAACCUGAGUUUGACUAUCUUAAAAGCUUGGAAAUAGAGGAAAAGAUCAACAAGAUCAGAUGGUGCCAAACAGCCAAUGGUGCUCUUUUUCUUCUUUCUACUAAUGACAAGACUAUCAAAUUGUGGAAGGUCCAUGAAAAGAAGGUGAAAAGAAUCUCCAAGAUGAAUAUGGAUGAUUCACAAGCUAUAGGAAAUGGUAGCAUUGCUAGCUCAAGCGCAAAUAGUCCCAGAGCAUAUCUUCCAAAUGGUGGAUGUUCUGAAAGGCCCUACAACCAUCUGAGCAGUGACUUCUUAUUUCCUCCUGGAGGGUUUCCAUCGCUACAUUUGCCAGUGGUAGUGAUGUGCCAAGAGACAAGCCUUGUUGCUCGAUGUCGAAGGAUAUAUGCUCAUGCUCAUGAUUAUCACAUUAACUCUAUUUCAAAUAACAGUGAUGGUGAGACAUUUAUAUCAGCAGAUGAUCUGCGAAUAAAUCUUUGGAAUUUGGAAAUUAGCAACCAAAGUUUUAACAUUGUCGAUGUGAAGCCUGCAAAUAUGGAGGACCUCACUGAGGUGAUAACAUCUGCUGAGUUCCAUCCAACACACUGUAACAUGCUAGCAUAUAGUAGUUCAAAGGGUUCAAUCCGGCUUAUUGAUUUACGACAGUCAGCAUUAUGUGAUAACCAUUUUAAGUUGUUUGAGGAACAUGAAGCACCUGUUCCAAAGUCCUUUUUUACUGAGAUUAUUGCCUCGAUUUCAGAUAUCAAAUUUGCAAAGGAUGGAAGGCACAUCCUUAGUCGUGAUUAUAUGACUCUUAAGCUAUGGGAUAUAAACAUGGAUUCAGGUCCUGUCGCAACUUUCCAGAUCCAUGAAUAUUUAAGACCAAAGCUGUGUGACUUAUAUGAGAAUGAUUCGAUUUUUGACAAAUUUGAGUGCUGUUUGAGUGGAGAUGGACUGCGGGUAGCAACUGGUUCUUAUAAUAAUCUAUUUCGUGUAUUUGGCUGUGUUCCUGAAAGCACUGAGGCAACAACCUUGGAAGCCAGUAAAAAUCCAAUGAGGCGACAUGUUCAAAACCCUGCAAGGCCUGCAAGAUCUCUGGGCAGUUUGACACGUGUGGUCAGGAGAGGAGAAGCCACAGGAGUUGAUGCUAAUGGAAACUCAUAUGAUUUCACAACCAAAUUGCUUCAUCUAGCAUGGCACCCAACUGAAAACUCAAUUGCCUGUGCUGCUGCAAACAGUUUGUAUAUGUAUUAUGCAUAAAGAUGGCCCAGGAAGGGAUGAUCUUACUUGGCAAUUUUUUCAAAAAAAAUUUGGUUUCCUUCUUGUGAAGGCAGUUGAGCUUUCACAUGCAACUGGCAAGAAGGUGCGCAAGGUUUUUCCAUGAUUCUUACACGUGUUUCAAAAUUGGGGCCGGAAGAGGCUGUCGGAAUCUAUGAGGAAGCUUUGUUCAGAUACUUCUAGGAAGAAGGUCAACAUCUUUAAUCACCAUUGCUUUCUAAGUUGCAUGAUGUGAUUGUAUCUCACCUACAACUAAUGCAGAAGGUUGUUUGAGGGGCUAUUUCUGAGUUUCCAGAGGGGCUGUUCUUUGGCUAAUCCUGCCAUGUAAGGGCGUGGGUGCUUGUAUUGUUGGCCAGCAUGUCGAGGCUUGUGAAUUGUCAUUAUUAUUUUUCAUUUGUUCUGUGCUAACCAUAUUUCUUAUUUACUGAAACACAGGCCUCUUCUUAAUCUUUAGAUUAUAACCUCUUUGCAGUCAGGUUGUGCUACAAUAACUUUGACAUUUGAUCCUCAUGGGUGUUUAAUUCAUUGAAAUGUCAAAAUAAGUAGGCAGGCAUUGCACUCGAUGUGCUUUUGUAUUUUUUGUCAGGUGUUUUAACAGUUGCCGUGCUCAAUAUUUGGUUUAUGAUUC
Messenger RNA from Elaeis guineensis (African oil palm), 2638 nucleotides. RefSeq names its product serine/threonine protein phosphatase 2A 55 kDa regulatory subunit B beta isoform. Gene Ontology annotation, cellular component: protein phosphatase type 2A complex. Gene Ontology annotation, molecular function: protein binding; protein phosphatase regulator activity. The record is from RefSeq and is a predicted model, not a curated record. Lineage: Eukaryota; Viridiplantae; Streptophyta; Magnoliopsida; Arecales; Arecaceae.